This is a messenger RNA of Scomber japonicus (chub mackerel), 177 nucleotides long. It is a transcript of the gene apela, whose product is annotated as apelin receptor early endogenous ligand. The transcript is spliced from 2 exons. NCBI's taxonomy places the organism in Eukaryota, Metazoa, Chordata, Actinopteri, Scombriformes, Scombridae. The record is from RefSeq and is a predicted model, not a curated record. Gene Ontology annotation, biological process: heart development; apelin receptor signaling pathway. Gene Ontology annotation, molecular function: apelin receptor binding. Bases 1 to 177 code for a protein of 58 amino acids.
AUGAGGAUCUUCAACCUGCUCUACCUGCUCCUGCUGCUCGUAGCUGCUGCGGCAACGCUGACCUCUGCCAAGCCAGGUAAGCAUCACGAUUUCCUGAACCUCAGGAGAAAAUAUCACAGACACCACUGCCCACACAGACGCUGCCUUCCUCUCCACUCCAGAGUACCCUUCCCCUAA